UCGCUCCCAAGACCGGAUAAAGAAGGAGGGUUGGGUACGGGGUUAACAACUUCAUCUCGUAGAAGACAAUCUUGCUAAGACAAAUUGCACGAAAAAAUUCAAACUUUUAAAACUUUCCUGCCAGUUGAAAGUUCUUCAUUUAUGAUCUUUAUGACAUUUAAUGGUUAAAGCCGAGAUUCUUCGAAACUCACGAGGCCGAUGAUAAUGGAAUGUCCAUACAAUGUGGGAGACCGGGAGGACCACCAGAUAGCAACGGGAAUGAGGAGAUACAACUUCGGGGUUCUCGGAAUCAGUGAAACCCAUUGGACUCAAGCUGGAUGAAUGUUGCUGUAUUCUGACCAUGAAGAAGAAAAUUCUCCACACACUCAGUGAGUUGCUCUGAUGCUGUCCAGAGAUGCACGAAAUACACUUAUAAGAUGGGAAUCUCAUGGAUCCAGUACCAUCAAAGCACGAUUCAAAACAAAAGAGGAGAUCAUAAUAUAUGUUGUCCAAUGUUAUGCACCCACCAAUGGUAGCAACGACGACGAUAAAGAUCAGUUCUAUGGGAGGCUGUAAUCCAUCCUAGCGAAGUGCCCAGGAAAAGACCUAACAAUCCCGAUUGGAUAUCUAAACUCCAAAGUCGAAAUGGACAACACCGGAUAUAGAGAUAUCAUGGGACGACAUGGACUGAUUGGGAGAAACGAACAAGAAUGGUGACAGGUUUGCAAAUCUAUACACAUUUAACAAAUUGGUUAUAGGCGGAACAAUACUCUCGCAAAAACACAUACACGAAACUACAUGGGUCUCACAGGACAACAACACGGAGAACCAGAUAGAUCAUAUUUGCAUCACUAGAAGAUUCAAAAAUUCAGUGGAAAACGUGAGAAUCAGGAGAGGAACUAACAUAGAUUCAGAUCACGCCCUGGUUUUAGUCAAGAUGAAAGUGAAGCUGAAGAAGCAUUGGACAACUGGACAAACAGCAGUACAAAGGUUCAAUACAGCCUUCAUUUGGCAUACUGACAAACUCAAUGACUUCAAGAUAGCUCUCAACAACAGGUUCCAAGCCUUACAGGAUAUACUGAAAUACGAAGAAACUACUAUAGAAAACAACUUAGAAUAGAUUAAAAAAGCAAUAAUUCCAACGUGUCAGGAGGUGCUGGGUCACAAUGGGCAUCAUCAUAAGGAAUGGAUCUCUAUGGAAACUCUUAACAAUAUUCAAGAAAGGAAGACCAAGAAGACAGCAAUUAAAACGUCCAAACAAGAACAGAAAAGUUCAAGAUACAAGCUGAAUACACAGAAGCAAACAAGCAAAUGAAGAAGAGCAUCAGAGCUGACAAGGAAAAAUGCAUGGAAGAGCUAGCAAUGACAGCAAAAAAAGCUUUAACAUAAGGAAAUAUGAGACAGCUAUAUGACACGACGAAGAAACUAUCAGAGAAAUAUAGUAAACAAAAGAGACCGGCCAAGGACAAAGAAGGCAAGCCGAUCACUGAGAUUGAAGAACAGAGAAACAAACUUGUGGCACAUUUUGAAGAACUCACGAAUAGACCAGCUCCACUGAACCCACCGGACAUCGAAGUGGUACACACAGACCUCCCUAUAGAUGUCACUACACCAAUGACCGAAGAAAUCAGGAUGGCAAUCAGCCAAAUCAAGAGUGGCAAGGUGGUAGGACUUGAAAGUAUACCAGUUGGAGCACUGAAGUCAUACACGGAAGCAACUUCAAACAUGUUCCACGUUCCAUUCAGAAAGAUUUGUGAGGAGGAACAAGUGCCACAGACAUAUUGGAAAGAAGGAUAUCUCAUCAAGAUACCAAAGAAGGGAGAUCUGAGCAAGUGUGAGAACACAAUUGUAUAGGCAUCACACUAAUAUCAGUACCACGGAAAUUUUUGAACAGAGUGUUGCUAAUCCAGACGAAAAAUUCAUUAGACGCUCAUUUUCAAGAUCAAUAGACCGGAUUUCGUAAGGAUCAGUCGUGCACAACCCAAAUCGCGACACUACAAAUCAUCGUUGAACAACUAAUUGAAUAGAACUCGUCAUUAUACAUCAACUUCCUUGAUUAUGAGGUGUUUGACAGCGUGAAUGGGAGAAUAUUAUGGAAACUUCUUCGAUAUUAUGGUGUGCCUAAGAAAAUUGUCAACAUCGUACAGAAUUCAUACGAUGGACUACAUUGUAAAUUGGUUCAUAGAGGACGGAUGACAGAUGCAUUCCAAGUGAGGACCGGUGACUGACUGGUAUAUGAAGAACACUGCAUCUCAAAGGGAAGCAUAGAAUACAGUUGGCGGCUCGCAUGCAAUAAACGAGUUGGACAUUUCAGAUGACCGAGCCCUUAUAUCCCACACAUACGAACAAAUGCAGGUGAAGACAGCCAGUGUAGCAGCAGCCUAUGUCGCAGUAGACCUCAACAUUCACAAAGGGAAAAGCAAGAUCCUGAAAUACAGCACGGAGAAUACCAAUCCAAUCAUAUUUGAUGGAGAAGCUCUGGAAUAGGUGGAAACUUUCACGUACCUGGACUGCAUCAUCGGUGAACAAGGACCAUCAGAUCCAGAUGUGAAAGUAAGUGUAGCGUUCCUGAAGUUGAAGUACAUUUGGAGCUCAAAAACUGUCUUCAAGCCAACGCCAAAGUCAGAAUUUUCAAUGGAAACGUCAAGACAGUUCUACUAUACGGAGCUGAAACUUGGAAAACUACUGAGGCCACCAUUAAAAUGGUAAAAGUAUUUAUAAAGUUUUCUUCACAAGACGCUUCAUAUCACUUGGCUAAGAAUCAUGAAAAUAUCCUACUUUGGUGGAGAAUAUACCAUCUUCCAGCUGAGAAAGACAUUAGAAAAAGUCGCUGGGGGUGCGUUAGAAGCAUUUUACGGAAUUAUAAAACUGAAUCAUUAGGCAAGCCUUAAUUAAGAAUCCUCAAGGCAAAAGAAAAAAGAAGAGACAAACCAAAGUACACAGUACACGCAGAGGCAGACGUCGAAAUCACGAAUAACUUUUUGCAAAACUGGAGAGAGCCCAUGAUAGAAUGGGUUGGAGACUCCUGUUCGGACGCCUAUGAAGUAUGAGGAGUGAUAGUCUUAUAUAAGACAUCAUAUGUCAUUUACGUGUUGUUCUCAUGUUAAUAAUCAUCUCAGAAUCGUGAUGAUUAUGAUAAAUUAACAUCAGAAGCAUGCUGAUUCCAGGAAUUUCAAUUGUCACUAUGAUUUCUUUUCAUCCGGCUUAUUUAGUUUCGAAUAUUUUGUGCAUAAUAUUAACUCAACUGGAUAUGUUAUUUUCAAAUUUUAGAAUAUUGCCCUGAAGGACGCUCUAAAGACAUUUUUAUUUACAAUAAUUUAUGAAGUUGUUAGUUGGAUUUGAAUAAAAAACGUUAUAAUUGAAAAUAUUAACAGACAUAAUCUUUAAUUUAUAUUGUUUUAUUUAUAUGGGAUCAUUCGUCAUAACUCUCAUAUUUUUACAUCAUCUAUUUAUAAUUAUGUACUUUGUUUAAUUGUCAAUGAUUUGACAUGCCUAGCUCAGUAUACACUUGGAUUAUAUAGGAAACAACUAUAAAGUAUUGGGAUUUUCUUCAAUUUUUUCUCUGAGGAUUAUCAUAUCUCCCUUAUUAUCUUAAUAUUUACUUAAAUUGUCUAUUAUGGUUAGCGCUUUUUUAGCGAGGUUACUUUAUGUGGGAUUGGGGUUGCCGAUCCCAUUCCCAACCCUCCUCCUUCAUACUAGCUGGGCACCGACGGUAACCCUAGAAGGGCAACAGGCGGAGUUUUAUUACCCUAAAAGUUCACUUAAUUAUGAAUACCCUAACAUUAUUUACAUUUGACUUGUUUGCAGACGUAAAGUGUCGUUCCAUUCAUUUAUUUGAUAGCCAACAUUUAAAUGUUUUCCCCACUCUCUACAUACCUAAAUAUAGUGAAUUAUUUAUUGAAUAGUUGCCAACACCAAGUUCUAAUUCUCAUCGAAGGUUGAGUGUUGCUGUAUAAAACCACGUUACUUUUGCAUCAAAAAACGGCAUUUACAAGACUUUCUGUGGAAUUUUAUUCUGAUAUUAAAUGAUAUUCUAUUGAAUGUCAAUGCGAAGUUAUACAUAACAACAGUAACACAGUAAGAAUAACUUUAAGCUCUAUAAACUAGGUGAUUGAGUAGAACUUAAUUCUCAAUAAUAACAAUGUGAAAUUUUAAACAUCUACAACAAGUGAUAAACAACAUUAUUUAUAACCAUUAUAAAAUGAUGUCAUUCGAGAGGAAUAUUCAGACCUAUUUCUUAACUAUAUACACCAGUCACCAACUGGCCUAUAAAUCCAUUGUUUUAUAUAUAAAUAUGUUAUUAUUUGAAAAACGAUUACAAAGAUACUGUGUGAUUCAAGUUAAAAUCAGUAUGGUAAUGAUUUAAUGAAAACGU
Molecule: messenger RNA, 4354 nt
Organism: Schistosoma haematobium
Lineage: Eukaryota; Metazoa; Platyhelminthes; Trematoda; Strigeidida; Schistosomatidae
Exons: 1
Coding region: 1375-1833 (152 amino acids)
Source: RefSeq, a predicted model, not a curated record